UUGCACCAGUUCAGGCAGCGACCUCCUGACGUGCUCCUGCAGCCUGUAGAGAGCCACAGACGGCUCGUUGGCCAGCACGUACAUGCUCUCCGUGAAUUUGUCAGUCACUGCAGUAUUAACGGAAUACAGACAAAUACGCAGGACACAUGAGCCGUGUCAUCAAAAAAUUUAAAAACGGAUAGAAACAACAAACAACAUGAUACGAGGACGAGUGGCGGCAUAACUAAGCUAGCAUUAGCUUUCGGCUAGGCUAGCGUAGCCGCGGCAUUGCAAGCUAAAAAUGAGUGAUCAUGGAGGCCAGAGGUGAUGAUGAGGUUGCAGAUGGCCAACAUGUUCAGCCAUCCAGCGCUAACGCAUGUCCCUCCGAACCAAGACAGGAGAAGUCCACUGAGAACUUGGAUGCGGAUGAGGAUGAUUUGUUCAAACACUCCACCACUCUGACCAACAAGCAGCGUGGGAAUGAGGUUACAGUGCGUCCGGCAACAUUAGACUCUCUGUCUAUACACCAGCUGGCUGCUCAAGGUGAGGUUUCACAAGUGGUUGCACACCUGAGCAGAGACAGUUCGCUGAUCAGCAGACAGGACGAACGGGGUUUCACACCUCUAAUGUGGGCAGCAGCGUUUGGAGAGAAAGCCGUGGUGGACUUUCUCUUGGAAAAGGGUGCAGACCCCAAAACUAUUGCGAGGGAGCGAGAGAGCGCCCUGACACUGGCCAGCUCUGGAGGUUAUGUGGACAUUGUUGAGUCUCUUCUGAGACAUGGAGUGGACAUUAACACCUAUGACUGGAAUGGUGGAACACCUCUUCUUUAUGCUGUACGAGGGAACCAUAUAAAAUGUGUAGAGGCACUACUAGCCAAAGGAGCAGAUAUGACCAUUGAGUCUGACUCUGGAUACAGUCCGAUGGCUUUAGCUGUUGCCCUUGGACACAAAAAAAUUCAGAAAGUGUUGGAGGACCAUAUCCUGAAACUCUACAAGCCACCAACAUGACACUAGUUGGAAUAAAUAGAAAGGACAGUGACAUAGCUGAUGUCCAGUUACCAUUGAUGGUGAGAAGAAGAGGACGUCUGUCACGACAGCAGAUCAGUGCAUAUGUAGAAACAUUCACACAGUAAACUGCAUUUGUUGAUUUCUGAACUGUUUAUUCCAGUUUUGUGCAUCACUUUGUAUGCCCUACAAUGUAAAAAAAAAAAACUUUGUAUGAAUGAGGACUAAAUGUGACAGCUGUGCAGCAGCAACAAAAUGGCAGUAAACAUGUUUUAAUAAAAAUUUAUUUUUAGACUGGAA
This is a messenger RNA of Amphiprion ocellaris (clown anemonefish), 1283 nucleotides long. RefSeq names its product regulatory factor X-associated ankyrin-containing protein (gene rfxank). Gene Ontology annotation, molecular function: protein binding. The transcript is spliced from 9 exons. The coding region runs from base 291 to 986 and encodes 231 amino acids. Gene Ontology annotation, cellular component: nucleus. Lineage: Eukaryota; Metazoa; Chordata; Actinopteri; Pomacentridae. The record is from RefSeq and is a predicted model, not a curated record. Gene Ontology annotation, biological process: regulation of transcription by RNA polymerase II.